AUGGAUAAUACAACACUGCCUACAUCUACUAAUAAAACUAGUUCUAUUAUAUCACACACUUUGAACGAUAGUAACAACAAGGUAAAUCCAACUUCGGAUAACUCUCCUGUUACCACUGGCAAUAUUGUGAAGAAAAGGUCACUAGAACAAGAACAAUCUCCUGGUGAAGAAAACGAUGAAUCCAAGGAUAAUAAAAACAAAAGAACUCGGACUCCAAGAGAAGGUGUUCCAAAAAAACCACGUUUGCCUAAACGGAAAGUUGCCGUUAUGCUAGGUUAUUGUGGUGCCGGGUAUCAUGGUAUGCAAUACAAUCCCCCAAGUAAAACUAUUGAAAGCGAACUGUUUAAUGCAUUUGUUAAAUCAGGUGCUAUUAGUGAAGAUAAUUCUACUGAUUUGAAAAAAAAUGCCUUUCAAAGAGCAGCUAGAACAGAUAAAGGUGUCCAUGCCGGGGGGAAUGUUAUAUCUUUAAAAAUGAUUAUUGAAGAUCCCGAUAUUAAGACUAAAAUUAACGACUUUUUGCCUUCUGGGAUACGUAUUUGGGGUAUUCAAAGAGUUAACAAUGGCUUUGAUAGCAGAAAAGCCUGCAGUAGUAGAUGGUAUGAAUAUUUACUACCUACUUACUCUUUAUUGGGCCCUAAACCAGAUUCUCCAUUGUACAAUGAUUUACACAAAAUAACCGGAUUCGUUGAUGGGGAAAGUGAUGAGUUUUGGAAUAAGUUGGAUGAAGAUUUGAAAAAGACAUUUACUCCUGAGCAAUUGGAUGCUAUUGAAAAUUACACUUUUGAUUACAAAAACAAUGGAAAUGACAAGACCGAUGAAAAAAUUAAAGGCACAGAAAUAGCACAAUCCCCUGAACCAGCAGAACUAGAUACCAAUGUUAACGAAAAAGUUUAUUUAUUAUAUAAAAAACAUAAGGAAAUCACAAACACCCAUCGUAGAGAAUACCGUUUAUCUAAUGAAAGAUUAGAACAUUUCCGUGAAGUUAUGAAGAGAUAUCUGGGUGCUCAUAAUUUCCACAAUUUUACUGUGGGAAAAGAUUUCAAGGAUCCCAGUGCUAUCCGUUACAUGAAGGACAUUAGAGUGAGUGAUCCAUUUGUUAUCGAAAAUACUGAAUGGGUUUCAAUCAAAAUUCAUGGCCAAUCUUUUAUGUUACAUCAGAUCCGUAAAAUGAUUAGCAUGGCUACUUUAGCUGUUAGAUGCCAAUGUGCAAGCAAUCUUGUUGACAUUGCGUUUGGGCAAGAUAAAAUGAAUAUACCCAAGGCACCAGCUUUAGGGUUAUUAUUAGAACACCCGGUAUAUGAUGGUUAUAAUCCAAGAUUGGAAAAAAUUGGCUAUGAGACUAUUACAUUUGAUAAGUGGGCUGGGGAGAUACAUGAUUUUAAAAUGAAACAUAUCUAUGAUAAAAUUUAUGCAGAAGAAUCUGAAGAAAACACUUUUUAUGCAUUUUUCGGUUAUAUUGAUUCAUUCAAUAAGUUGCUAGAGGGUAGACAGCAACAAAAUGACAAAACUACCAAUUUUGAAUACUUAGUUGAUGGUGAAAGAAGAUUUGCUGAAUUAAAGCAAAGGAAAGAGGAACAAGAAACAAAGCAAGGUGCAGAAGAAGAAGGAACAUCUGAAAACAACGAAGCUCUUGUACCUGCUGAACCCUCAAAUGUUUAA
Molecule: messenger RNA, 1659 nt
Organism: Saccharomycodes ludwigii
Lineage: Eukaryota; Fungi; Ascomycota; Saccharomycetes; Saccharomycodales; Saccharomycodaceae
Gene: PUS1
Product: pseudouridine synthase PUS1
Exons: 1
Coding region: 1-1659 (552 amino acids)
Biological process (GO): tRNA pseudouridine synthesis; mRNA pseudouridine synthesis
Cellular component (GO): nucleus
Molecular function (GO): RNA binding; pseudouridine synthase activity
Source: RefSeq, a predicted model, not a curated record